CCACCCGCCGCUGUGUCCAGACAGAGAAUGUUCUAACGCUGGGGGCGGCUGCGGAUGAAGUCCUUGGGGAGAAAAGGAGCAGGCCAAGGGCGAUGGUGGAGUAGAGCUGCCUCUCAGAGGCAGCAUGAGCUGAGAGGGUGAUAGGAAGGCGGCGCUAGACAGCAUGGAGGACUUUCUGCUCUCCAAUGGGUACCAGCUGGGCAAGACCAUUGGGGAAGGGACCUACUCAAAAGUCAAAGAAGCAUUUUCCAAAAAACACCAAAGAAAAGUGGCAAUUAAAGUUAUAGACAAGAUGGGAGGGCCAGAAGAGUUUAUCCAGAGAUUCCUCCCUCGGGAGCUCCAAAUCGUCCGUACCCUGGACCACAAGAACAUCAUCCAGGUGUAUGAGAUGCUGGAGUCUGCCGACGGGAAAAUCUGCCUGGUGAUGGAGCUCGCUGAGGGAGGGGAUGUCUUUGACUGCGUGCUGAAUGGGGGGCCACUGCCUGAAAGCCGGGCCAAGGCCCUCUUCCGUCAGAUGGUUGAGGCCAUCCGCUACUGCCAUGGCUGUGGUGUGGCCCACCGGGACCUCAAAUGUGAGAACGCCUUGUUGCAGGGCUUCAACCUGAAGCUGACUGACUUUGGCUUUGCCAAGGUGUUGCCCAAGUCACACCGGGAGCUGAGCCAGACCUUCUGCGGCAGUACAGCCUAUGCUGCCCCCGAGGUGCUGCAGGGCAUUCCCCACGAUAGCAAAAAAGGUGAUGUCUGGAGCAUGGGUGUGGUCCUGUAUGUCAUGCUCUGUGCCAGCCUACCUUUUGACGACACAGACAUCCCCAAGAUGCUGUGGCAGCAGCAGAAGGGGGUGUCCUUCCCCACUCAUCUGAGCAUCUCGGCCGAUUGCCAGGACCUGCUCAAGAGGCUCCUGGAACCCGAUAUGAUCCUCCGGCCUUCAAUUGAAGAAGUUAGUUGGCAUCCAUGGCUAGCAAGCACUUGAUAAAAGCAAUGGCAAGUGCUCUCCAAUAAAGUAGGGGGAGAAAGCAAACCCAAAAA
Messenger RNA from Homo sapiens (human), 1026 nucleotides. It is a transcript of the gene TSSK3, whose product is annotated as testis specific serine kinase 3. Gene Ontology annotation, cellular component: sperm flagellum; motile cilium. Gene Ontology annotation, molecular function: protein serine kinase activity; manganese ion binding; magnesium ion binding. The record is from RefSeq and is marked reviewed. Gene Ontology annotation, biological process: spermatid development; spermatogenesis. Lineage: Eukaryota; Metazoa; Chordata; Mammalia; Primates; Hominidae. Bases 164 to 970 code for a protein of 268 amino acids. The transcript has 2 exons.